Molecule: messenger RNA, 1990 nt
Organism: Drosophila takahashii
Lineage: Eukaryota; Metazoa; Arthropoda; Insecta; Diptera; Drosophilidae
Product: WW domain-binding protein 11
Biological process (GO): RNA processing
Cellular component (GO): spliceosomal complex
Source: RefSeq, a predicted model, not a curated record
UCUAUCGGGCCUAUCGUUCUGCGAUAGGAUAUCUCAAAAAAUAAAUAAAAGCAUUGUUUUAAAAGAAAACCCCAACGCAGGACAGGAGGAAACUACCGGAGAAGCGUAUUGAAGGGCCGCCGCUUAGGUUUAAUAUUUCGUCUAGUCGCAGCCAGCAUAAAUCGCCGGGAAGAUGGGGCGCCGCUCCAUCAACACCACCAAGAGUGGCAAGUACAUGAAUCCCACGGACCAGGCGCGCAAGGAGGCGCGCAAGAAGGAGCUAAAGAAGAACAAGAGGCAGCGCCAAAUGGUGCGGGCGGCGGUCCUGAAGAACAAGGAUCCCUCACAGAUACUCGAGGAGAUGGAGAAGAUCGACGAGAUGGAGUACAACGUGCUGCAGCCAUCGCCGCUGAACGAGAAGGUGCUGCGCGACAAGCGGAAAAAGCUGAAGGAGACUUUCGACCGCGUGAUGCGACUCUAUCACAAUGACGAGCCCGAGCACUGGGCGGACCUCAAGCGCAAGGAGGUGGAGUACGAGAAGAAGCGCCUGAAGAAGCAGCAGUACUACGAGAGCGUCAAGCACGCCCAGAGCGUCCAGAUCGAUGAGAUUCCCCUGCCCGCACCCGUGUCGGCGUCGCUUCCCGGCGGCGGCGGUUCUGCCGGCCCCGCUGGCGGUCCGGUCGUCCCGGGAUUCGGUGCCGCCGUGGGCAUCCGCCUUCCUCCGCCGCCCAUGACCAUGGCCCUGCCGCCCUACGCACCCGGUGCUCCGCCAGGCGUGGCCAAGAACAGCGACUCUGCCGCCGGCGAGGCGCAGGCAGAGAAGUCCAAGGAGGACGAGGAGAAGGAUUGGCUGGGAGUGCCCCCUGGACCGCCGCCCGAUCUGUUUGCCCUGUCCGAGCUCGAUUCCGAUGCCGAGGGCAAUACGGACUACGACGGCGAGGCCGAGGAGGAGCAGGAGGCGCUGAAGAAGAGCAAGGACAAGGAGGCCAGCGAACCGAAUAACCAAAACAUCGACGACUUCAUGAAGGAAAUGGAGCAUGUACACAAGCGCAAGCACCGCAAGCUGGCGGCCAAGGAGGACGAGGCGGAGAAACAGCGGGACGAGGAGGAGGACGACGAGGACGAGGACUCAGAGAAGCGACUGGAACGAGGCUCCAGCUCGGACAGGAAAUCCGCCAGCAGCAGCGACAGCGACGACGACGACGAUCCGGAUGAGGAUGAAGACGAAGAGAUGGCCGAAGCGCCGACCAAGGCGGCACAAGCUAAAUCCGCAGCGCAACCGACACCGGCUCCUCCGACGGCGCCGACACUGCCCACAAUACCCUUGCCACCGGCGUCGUCGGUGCCAGCGCCACCGCAACUGCCGCAACUACCGCCCAUUCACAAUCUCGGGCCGCCGGGCAUCAUGUACCGUCCGCCGCCCAUGCGACCACCGCACGCCGGCUCCGGUUUCGGCAUUCGCAUGCCGCCUGGACCGCCGCCCGGAGCCAGGCCACCGCAUGGCCUGGGACCCAUGCCGCGCAUGGGCAUCAGGAUGCCGCCGGGACCGCCGCCCGGCCUGCCGCCUCGCCUCGCCCACCACAACAAACAGGGAGGCGGCGGCGGCGGUCCGCCCAAGGAGUCCGCCAAGGGAGUGACCACCAUUACAGCCAAACCACAAAUCAGGAAUCUGAGUGCCGAUGUCACGCGCUUUGUGCCGUCCACGUUGCGGGUGAAGCGCGAGGAUCAGCGCCGGACGGCGAGGCCCAGGCAUGCGGUCACCGAUGGCCACCACGCCCCCUCGGAGUCGCACAGCAAGCCGCCCACCAAGGACGACGCCUAUCUGCAGUUCAUGAACGAGAUGCAGGGCUUGCUGUAGCACCCGCCGGCAGUCCUGUAAAUUGUGUAGUCUAAGUCCUAGAUAAAGUGAGUCGUCAUACAAACCAAUACCUCAAGCGUUUUAUUGGUAACUUGGCAUAGGAUAGUUUCCAUUUUUUUUUUUGCUAAGAAUUUGACAAACAGUUGAAUAAAC